UUUGCCUCUUUAAUAUUAAAUCUCUGCAAGGUGUGUGUUGACAUUAUUUUCAAUCAUUUUUCCUAAUUUAUUUUGAGUUAAUUGUAAUUUUUUGGUCUUUAUUAGUAUUAUUUUCACUAGUUUGUCUCCGUUUAGAGCCAUCUAGUUUUAUCUUGUUACUUGAAAUGGAUAACUAGCGAGCAACUGUAUAAUAAGGUUAGUUUUUUUUCACCACCCGUUUUUGGAUUAAUUAGAUCAGUAUGGCUGAUCAAAUGGAUGGAAGGACAAAUGAUUACGAGAAAACUUUCGCUUCUUAUGACAAAGAUGGUGAUGGAACAAUUAGUUACAAUGAAUUUGGUGCAGUUAUGAAAGGCUUAGGUAAAAACCUAUUAUUUAAAAGCUUCUCUGACCGGAACAAUUUGGAUAGGCAAGAUCGAUCAGUUCCUAUUUAUCUCAAUUCAAUGGUCGUGAUCUCAGUAUCGAUUGCUGUAAUCUUGGUGGUUAUAGUUUGCGCAAUUGCUUAUGUAUACCUUAAUUUAGAAGAGAAGAAAGCAGUUCUCCAAAGAACGGGUUAUUUAUCUGCAUCUCCAUCCAAAAAUUUCCAAUACAUUUCCACCGCCUCAACUCCUAGUCACUCUCAGCCAGUUGUAUCAGAGGAAGGUUCAUUAACAUUGCGCUACACCGAUUCAUCUGAUCGAGGUAAACCAUUAAUGUCUCAUCCACCGAUUCAUCCUGCAUCUCUUUGGGCUCAACAACAGGGUCCAAUAAUGGAGGAAGACUCGGAUAAUUAUGCUUAUGAUUCACUGCCCUACAAUAAAAGCCAAAGAGAUAAGAAAGUCUCGAGCUUUGCCAACUCUCCACCUCAACCACCUCGUAAUACUCCAGGUAUUCUGAUAUCAACAAACAAAAAAACUAAUCUCACUCAAUCUCCAUUCUCUCCUUCAUCAACCAAUUCUCAAAAAGGAUCGUACGCUCAAAAGACCCACAACUAUCCAACGGCAUCAACUUCUUCUAUUCAUCAGCCAUCAACAUCAUCAAAUGUUUUUUGCGAAGCUGACGUUCACUGUGCCAAUGGAGACACUCGCUCGGUUAAUUUUUUUGCUUUCCAAGCGUGAUAUCAUGUUUAUAUUCAUUUCUAAAACGUUAUCAAAACUUCAAAAUCAACUUCUAUUCACAAUUCUUUGGUUUUCUUUUUAUAAUCAAAAUUUAUGAGAGCGAAAAAGCUUACACAUUUGCAUUUAUGAGUGAAAAACGUUUUACACUUUCAAAUAAGCCAAAAUAAUAAAAAUGUAAAAACAAUGGAUUCAUCUCAAAAUAUUAAUAAAUUAUUAACUCUUAAUAUCCAGACAACAUA
Tetranychus urticae (two-spotted spider mite) is the source of this 1333-nucleotide messenger RNA. RefSeq lists its product as uncharacterized. Gene Ontology annotation, molecular function: calcium ion binding. NCBI's taxonomy places the organism in Eukaryota, Metazoa, Arthropoda, Arachnida, Trombidiformes, Tetranychidae. The record is from RefSeq and is a predicted model, not a curated record.